Molecule: messenger RNA, 1894 nt
Organism: Puntigrus tetrazona (Sumatra barb)
Lineage: Eukaryota; Metazoa; Chordata; Actinopteri; Cypriniformes; Cyprinidae
Gene: wdr76
Product: WD repeat domain 76
Exons: 15
Coding region: 141-1739 (532 amino acids)
Biological process (GO): regulation of DNA damage checkpoint
Cellular component (GO): nucleus
Molecular function (GO): protein binding; DNA binding
Source: RefSeq, a predicted model, not a curated record
UUGAGUGUCGUGACAAAAGGGGCGGGGCAGUUACAAAACAUCAGUAAACGGGAAUUUUUCAUAACCGCUUGUUUUCGAGUAAGUGUUUUGAAUAACCUCAUUUGCAUAGACGUGGAUGAAAAUAAAACAGUUUAAAGACGAUGCCACUUUUACAGAAGGGGACACCGCCUCGGGAUCCAGGAAUGGACGGGCCAGUGCGUCGGACGUCCCGGCGAAUCAAAGAGAAACAAAACGAAGAUAAGAAACUAAUGUUAUCCCCUAAAUGUCUGACAUUCAUGCCUGAGAAAAAUGACGAUGAGGAAGAAGAUAUUGAAGAGGCAGUAGUAAAGCGUGAUAAGAAAUCUCUUCCAGGUUACCGCAAGGCUUUGUCUAAAUAUGAGCUGGAGCGACUUGAGAAUAUCAGACAAAACCAGGCCUUCCUCAGCUCCCUGAAUUUACCUCAGAUUUCUGAAGCUCUGAGACCUAAGUCAAAACCUACUCAGAAAGGCCUGAAAAGAGAAAAGACAGAAACAGAGAUGCUCCCUGUUCGCAAGUCACUGCGGUUACAGAAUCAGGGUCCCCAGACGACCCCUACUCUAGAAACAACCUCUUAUGCAUCUAGAGAGCCUCCAAAAAAAACCCCAGGACCAAUACCACUCGACCCAAUCAACUUGGAUGAAAAUGUCCGGCUGCCAGAAGAUUUGGAAAAAGUCUGGUAUGAGGUCCCCUUAACACAAGAAACAAGAACAUCAGACUUGAAAUCGUACAAACAAAUGCUACAGAAAUUAUAUAUUGAUGACAGCUGUGUGGUGAAAGUUGUGAAAGAUCGGAUCUGUGCAGCAGCUUUUCACCCCUCCUCUUCCAACUUGCUCAUGGCAGCAGGAGACAGGUCAGGCCACCUGGGGCUCUGGAAGCCGGAUGCUAGUUGGGGCGACGAUGGUGUAAUCUACUUUGAACCCCAUUCUCGUGCAAUUAACAGCAUGGCCUUCUCAUCUCACCCUUGCAACCUCAUUACAGUGAGCUAUGACGGCUCUGCACGCAGUAUGGACCUGGAGAAAGCAGUGUUUGAUGAGGUGUAUCGCUCAUCCUUUGGUCUGAAAAGCUUUGACUUUUUGUCAGCUGACGGCUCCACUUUAUUACUUGGUAAAUGGAAUGGGGAGGUUGCAGUCGUUGAUCGUAGAACGGCGAAAACAUGUGAAUGUCUGUAUACCAUGGCUACAAAUCCUCUGCGCUGUGUUCACGUCCAUCCUGUGCAACAGCACUACUUUGUAGUGGCAGAGAACAGGUUUGUAAAAAUAUAUGACUUGCGACAUCUGAAAAAAAUCAACUAUUCAGGAGUUGGUGAACUCAUCGGGCACAAGCGCAGUGUCUCCAGUGCCUUUUUCUCCCCACUCACAGGCAACAGAGUUCUGACCACUUGUUUGGACAACAAGAUCAGGGUGUUUGACAGUUCCCGAAUGGAUGGUGGGAUUCCGGUACUAAAUUCAAUUGCGCACAACAUGCAUACGGGUCGUUGGUUGUCCAAGCUAAGUGCAGUGUGGGACCCCAAGCAGCAAGACUGUUUUGUGAUCGGCAGCGUGGACAGGCCUCGCCAAAUUCAGGUAUAUCACGAGAGCGGGCGGCGCCUUCACACUUUUCAAGACAUGGACCACCUGACCACAGUGUGCUCCAUCACGGCAUUCCACCCAAGCAGGAACGCUCUACUUGGAGGCAAUUCAACUGGCAAGCUGUACAUAUUUACUGACAGCUUCAUCAACUAGGAAAUACCAAAUCUGUUUGUUGAUUUGUGUUGGUUUCCUGCCUCCCUCUUAUUUGCACACACAACAGCAUUUGCUUAUGUUUGUUUUAUUUAAGAUAUGCUGUUUGUUUUUUCCCUGUAAAAUUAAAUAUGUAAUAUUAAAGAAAAUAUAAACUA